Molecule: messenger RNA, 2177 nt
Organism: Trachymyrmex cornetzi
Lineage: Eukaryota; Metazoa; Arthropoda; Insecta; Hymenoptera; Formicidae
Exons: 7
Coding region: 332-2152 (606 amino acids)
Source: RefSeq, a predicted model, not a curated record
AUCUGUAGGUCCGCGACGUAGUCCAUUCACAGCUGAUUGCAGCUGAUGUGGGUGAUUAUCUGACUGCACCGGCGUUUGUUUAUAAUUUAUGUAUAUGUGACAUGUAAGACGUAGGACUUGAUAGAAUUUCUCUGACAAUGCAUACUAACGUUCUGAGUGCAUGCCGAGCCGCGUAAGACUCGAAAACAAUAGGACGAAAACGGACCUCUCGUCGAUGAUUCAUGCGAGUACUUUCUCUUGGCGGUAAGGUUAUGUCCUUGAUCGUUGGUUGGACGACGGGUGCGACAGUAUUCGGAUAUACGCGUUUCACCGGCGCGCGAACACUCUCGCGAUGAUGAGGGCUGCCGGUGUGCUGGAUGGCCGCGAGUUCGGCAAGCGCGUGCGUCGUGUCCUGGACGGCAAUUACUCGUACCGUAAGAUCCUCCUGAUUGUCCUGGUAUGUGGCGGUCUGCUGCUGUACUUUGGCCCGCCCUUCGCGCAAUGGCUCUUCUCCUCCACCAGGGAGCCUAUAGAAGCAUUUGAAGAUCGUUGCAUGAAUGAGAGAUUGGCUAGUUUCUACUUUGAUGCUGUUGAAUAUAAUGCAAAUAUUCUGCACAAUCCACCUAAGGAAAAUGAACAUUCUUAUCUGCCAUAUAUUGGCAAUGGUAUUUUCGGAGUUCCCAUUUCUCCAGAAGCCUGGCUGUAUAUUAAACAUAGAAGAGCACUUUUACUGCCUGUACAGUGGCAACCACUGAUCAUGCAUCCUAUACCAAAAGAUAGUUUUUACCGAGAAGCAACCGUUGUUCAUUUUACAAACGGAAUUGUUUAUAAGUAUCAGUGCCUUAGAGAGGGUUAUCACAUGGAAUUUCAAUAUUAUGCACAUAGAAGUCUCGACGGGAUUUUGGUGCAGACUGUAAAACUCUCUAAUCCAUUUUCACUUUCUCAAGAAAUAUCACUGAAACCACAGGAAUCUAUCCAUUGGAGUAAUUCUCAUAUUGAACCCAUCAGAAUUCAGGUCGAUGGAUUUAAUCAUGAGUACUCCUUCUUGUCUGGAUUCGUAUCUGCACCCAACUCCAACAAGAUAAUAGUUGUAUCAAUAAUUUACAAGGUUCCACCUAAAACAGUACAGGUGAAAGCACGCAGUUCUAUUAAAUUGGAGUUUCUGUCAAGUAUUCAAUACAGCGAGCCAAUCUUGUCCGAGCAUUAUCACAUAGAACGUGAGGCGACUAAAAAGAAAGCAAUUGAAUUUAUAAGAAAGGCGAUUAUGUAUCAGCAACGUCUGAGAGAGGAGCAUGUAAAUCUCUGGCAGAGUUAUUGGUACACAAGUUUAAGGAUAAGUGAUUCUAAGGCUGACGGUGCCAUCAAUGGUCACAAGAUUAAUUCUACCAUGUAUUACGUAUUAUCUCAAGUUUCGCGGAGUGUUCAAGAUGUUGAGAAAAACAUUGCUAUGAACGAAGGUUGUUAUCGGGGUCAUCAUACCUUGGACGCUCCUCGCUUAUGGAAAGAUACCUCGACCAUCGACGCCGUGAACGAGAUAGUCGAGGCAUGGUUGAUAACAUUGGAGAAACAAGGUUGCUAUCAUCUAGUGAUCGGAGGUCCUGCAGCUGUACAGCAGGCAAUCGUGCUGAGUCUCGGCAGCCUGAGAUUCAGUAACCAACAUCUCGAAUUUAAUAUCGAUCCUCAAUAUCUUCAUCGCGAUUAUUUGUUUAGGCGUAUAAGUUACGGAAAUUUAACACAUGUCAAUAUAUCCGUAACGGUUGGUGAAGAUAAUCGCGCGAUAUUAGGAGUAGCUUUGGAUAAAAGUGAUAGCGUUUAUUUCGGAUGUGAUGCCGGUUGUUUGGACGCGCCAGUUCCUCUCGACCAGACUUAUACAAAUUUUCCCGUAAAGUUGACAAAGCCACUAACCGCGAUACUUUACAUAACAUCUGAUCAUCAACAUAUGCAAGAUCUUCGUAAUGCUCUGCACGUACAUGAAGUAGAUGAUGCACCUGCACAUGAUCACCAGGUAAUGGCUUUGCACAAGCAUGGACAUCAACUCGGAGGCUUGCCCACAUUAUUCUGGGUUAGCAUAUGUUUCCUGAUAAUUGUGUUCCAUUUGUUUUUAUGUAAAUUAAUUUGUAACGAGUAUUAUGGCCAUCAGGAUCGGCAGCGAGUUCGAUAUAAUAAACCGUGAUAUAAUUGUACAUAAUUUUCUUGUU